AGAGCGAAGCCGCGGCCGGCCUGAGACUCUGCUGCCGCCGGGAUGCUGCUGGCCGUGUGGGGCUUCCUGAAGCGUCACAAGAAGAAAUGCUUCUUCUUGGGCGCUUUCCUGGGCGGAGUUUAUGUGCUUGGAAAAUAUGGGCAGAAAAAAAUGAAAGAAAUCCAAGAAAGAGAAGCAGCAGAAUAUAUAGCACAAGCACGAAGACAGUAUCAUUUUGAAAGUAACCAGAGGACUUGCAACAUGACAGUACUGUCAAUGCUUCCAACACUAAGGGAUGCUUUGAAGUAUCAAUUGAAUUCUGAGAGUCUCACUUCUCUGCUGAAAAACAAACCAGCCAACAAGUUAGAAAUAUGGGAAGAUUUGAAAAUCAUCAGUUUUACAAGAAGCAUUGUAGCCGUAUAUAGCACAUGUAUGCUUGUAGUUCUUCUACGAGUCCAGCUAAACAUUAUUGGUGGAUACAUCUACCUGGAUAAUGCAGCAGUUUGCAAGAAUGGCACAACACUUUUAGCUCCUCCAGAAGUCCAACAGCAAUAUUUAUCAAGUAUUCAACACCUUCUUGGAGAUGGUUUGAUUGAAUUGAUUACUGUGAUUAAAAAAGCUGUGCAGAAUGAAUUUGGGAGUGUUUCUCUCAAACAUGCUCUUUCUCUCUUGGAUUUGGACCAUAAAUUACGAGAAAUUAGGAGAGCAAUAGAACAACCUGAACAAAUGUUCUCAUCUGAAGAAACUGGCUCCCAGUCUCUGCUGUGUCAUUACAUGAUGCCAGAUGAGGAGAAUCCUUUAGCUUCCCAGGCCAAUGGACUUACAGAAAAAGAUGUUGCUACUAUUAAAUUACUAAAUGAAACAAGAGACAUGUUGGAAAGUCCAGAUUUUAAUAGAGUUUUGAGUUCAUGCUUAAACAGAGGAUUCAGUCGAUUAUUGGACAACAUGGCAGAAUUCUUCAGACCCACUGAACAGGACAUAUGUCAUAACAGUUCCAUAGACAGUCUUUCUAGUGUCAGUCUUCCUUUAGCCAAGAUAAUUCCAAUAAUAAAUGGGCAGAUCCAUUCAGUCUGCAGUGAAACGCCCAGUCAUUUUGUCCAGGACCUGUUAAUGAUGGAACAAGUGAAAGACUUUGCUGCUAACGUGUAUGAAGCUUUCAGUACCCCUCAGCAACUAGAGAAAUGAACUACACAGCAAGAUGUACAUCAUGCAGCAUUCUUUGUGCCGAAUCAUUGUGAAUACUUCAUUUAAAAAGGCAUCUCAUUAUCUGAAUGGUGUAGGAUUAUUACCCCUGCAAAAGAAUGCAUUUUAAAGAAAUAAACCUCUAGUUUUUAUACUGAGAAAAAAAUUAUAACACCGAAGUAAAUUUUAGGGUGUGGGGGGGAAUCAUUGUGCUGUAAGCCUUUGCUUUGAGGCAGUCUCAGUUAUGAGUAACUUGUUUACAAAAUCUCACUGUAAAGAGCCCAGUAUCAGCAGUAAGUUUUGAGAGGCUUAUAUCAGGCUCUAUAAUUAUGCAGACU
This is a messenger RNA of Elgaria multicarinata webbii, 1499 nucleotides long. RefSeq names its product peroxisomal biogenesis factor 3 (gene PEX3). Gene Ontology annotation, molecular function: protein-macromolecule adaptor activity. The coding region runs from base 43 to 1164 and encodes 373 amino acids. NCBI's taxonomy places the organism in Eukaryota, Metazoa, Chordata, Lepidosauria, Squamata, Anguidae. The transcript has 12 exons. The record is from RefSeq and is a predicted model, not a curated record. Gene Ontology annotation, biological process: protein import into peroxisome membrane. Gene Ontology annotation, cellular component: peroxisomal membrane.